Messenger RNA from Caenorhabditis elegans, 1784 nucleotides. It is a transcript of the gene del-9, whose product is annotated as DEgenerin Like. The record is from RefSeq and is marked reviewed. Gene Ontology annotation, biological process: sodium ion transport. The transcript has 8 exons. Gene Ontology annotation, cellular component: membrane. Bases 1 to 1740 code for a protein of 579 amino acids. Lineage: Eukaryota; Metazoa; Nematoda; Chromadorea; Rhabditida; Rhabditidae. Gene Ontology annotation, molecular function: sodium channel activity.
AUGUACAUGAAUGGAAAUUUUCCCGAGACCACCGUGGUCCGAAGUCAUUCGCUGACGCAAAGUCAGUCGCUCAGCGAUUCGGCAGAAUCUGCAAUCCGACGGCUGAAAAAAGAAAACCAUUGUUUGAAAAAGACGUUAUCUCGGCGCUGGUCCGGGAGGAGCAGAGCUUCCACAAGAUCUCACGAUCCGACAGAUGCUUCAAGCCUUAGUGACAGUUCAGAUGACAAUGACGACAGCUUAUAUCUAUUACGAGAAACAUCUACACUCCAUGGCCUUCGAGACGUCAUGCUCUCCUCAUCAGGACGUCUGCGAAUGGUUUGGGUGCUCAUUGUUAUUUUGGCUCUUUUUAUGACAUUCCAAGGCUGCUAUCAAAUCAUGGACGAGUAUUCGAUGAGGAGGAUAGUUGUUUCUUAUUUUAUACAGGAAGCCCAGUCAAUUUGGGUACCGGAUGUUGUUGUGUGUCCUUACAAUCGUCUCAACAGAUCCUUUAUCGAAGCAAACAAUGUUUCAUUUGAAUUAGCGCAAUUUUUAGAACUUUCCUUUCCGUCCAUGGAUCUGCCUUUCGAGAAUAUUCAACAACAACAGGAAGAGAUUAUUUCUAAAAUUGAUACAUUAGAUUUUCAAAUUGAAAUCCUACUCGAACAAAACAAUAUGACAUACGCACAAUUUUUACGGAAAGCCUCACUUAAUUGCGAAGCAUUUUUUGAAGACUCGAGGAGGUGUGCAAAUACCACUGAAAUAAUGACGUCUGCUGGGAAAUGUUUUCGAAUGGCAGGUAUCAAACAAGAAAUAGCAGGUUUUGGAAAUGGAGACCGUUAUGUUAUCGAUCUUCCUGAAGAAUAUUAUAAUCCGGGUAUUAAUCAAAUGAUCAAUAGUGGUGUGAUCAUUAAGCUAGCAGAACGUGGACAGGGUAUUGACAACGAUCUGACUUUUUUACCAGCGGGUGUUCAUGCAAUAAUGCCUCUACUGGGCACACAAUUUGAAUUUAUGAAUGAUCCACCUCGUUAUGAGUGCGAGGAGGAUCCACACGGGAACUACAGCCGCGUACAUUGUUUUGAAGACUGCCUAACAUUGGAUGCUCAGCAAACGUGCCAGUGUUCGCCGGCAGCCGCACAAAACCCAGCAUAUCCAGAUAAACUUUGCACGGCAACACAAUUGUACCACUGCUUCUUCACAAAACUGUUCCCCGAGGACAGCAACCUCUCAAAAGCCAUUGUGGAUGCCUGUAAGAAGGAGUGUAAAGCACCGUGUCAUGCCUGGAAUUACAAUAAGCAAGUCAGCUACUCGAGCAUUCCAAGUGAAGCCAGCAAAAAGUUAUUACCAAGAGAGGAGUGGGAGAAAAUGAAACGAAAAAUUAUACUUGACAUAUACUAUUCCGAAUUGGACUACACAAUUAUUAAGCACGUCAUAGCGAUGCCACUCUCAAGCCUUAUUGCUCAAAUUGGAGGUCAAUUCUCUCUGUUCGCCGGUGGAUCCCUCAUUUCACUGUGUCAAAUUGUCAUCUACUCUGUCCGAUACGUUAUGCACAAGUUCUGCGGGUUGAAAAGCCAACGGCGGAGGUGUCGAGAGACACGAGAAGCCCACGAGGCUCGUCAACGACGCGACAUGCGACGACGUCGCAGAAAUAGUACGUCACACAGUCGGUCAACACCGAAACCGCACAAUGGGAACGGCAACGGCAAGGUGGUAAAUGUGGAAAUGGUAACGACGCACACAUCAGAAACGACGCCUCCCAUAUGACAUGAGGACUGGAGCUGCAUGGUGGCAACCAUAUGAACUGUCUG